Molecule: messenger RNA, 1857 nt
Organism: Spirodela intermedia
Lineage: Eukaryota; Viridiplantae; Streptophyta; Magnoliopsida; Alismatales; Araceae
Source: the annotation of a GenBank genome assembly
AUGGAAGACUGCUCGCCUGUUGUACCUCUGACUAGAUCGAACUCUCCUGAGACCACCGAAUUCUCAGACGGGGUCCUUGCGGAGAGCAUCGGAACCAGUGAUGUCCAAGAGUGGCUUGAUGCUGCGCAAGAAAAGAUACUGAAUUGGGAUUCGGAGAGGUCCCUGACGUGGGACUCUGAACCAGUGGAAACCUCCGAAUUUACACAGGCUGUUGAUGAGGUUCGAUGCCUCACCGAAAGCUUAGAAGCUGCACUGCUGAAGAGUCCUGACCCAAGAGCGCGCCAAAUCCAGGAUCAAGCUAGCAGCAUUCUUGAGGUAGCAAUGGAGAGACUUGAGGAAGAGUUCAUCCGCAUCCUCACUCAGCACCGCCAAUCCCUAGAUUUCGGUCGCAUGUCAUUUCAUUCGACGGAGGAAGAUCAUACGGAUUACAACUCUUACAGCUCGUUCAAUGACGAAUCGUUUGAGCUCAGGUUCCCCACGGAAAGCGCCAGGAGCUCCAACCGUACUUUGUUCGAACUGGUCGAGCCGACAGCCAUUUCUGAUCUCAAAUGCAUAGCCGAUCUAAUGUUCAGGUCUGGAUAUAACAGAGAAUGUUCUCAGGCUUACAUCGCCACCAGGAAAGGUGUUCUGGAUGAGUUCUUCUCGUCCCACCGUCUGGAAAUAUUAAGUACAGAGGAGCUUGUGGCCUUGGAUUUCUGCUCCUUGGGGUCCAAGAUCAAGAGGUGGAACCACGGAAUGAAAGCUUUCACCCAGGUUUAUCUCCCCAGUGAGAGAAAGCUCUGUGAUCUCAUCUUCGGCGACUACCCUGGGCCAGCAAGUGCAACCUGCUUCUCCGGCAUCUCAAAAGGGUCCUUGUUCCAGCUCCUCGGCUUUGGGGAAGCCAUCGCAAUCUCUCCUCCCAAGCCAGAAAAUCUAUUCGGUCUGCUUGACAUGUACGAGGGCUUGGCCGAUCUCAUGCCCGAAAUCAGAGAUUUCUUCUCUCCCGAAGGCUCUCCUGCUUCCAUCUCGACGGAAUGCCAUGAAGUUCUCCGCAGAAUCGGCGAAUCCGUCAAGGCCUCCUUCAACGAGUUCAAGAACGCCAUCCGGAAAAAAACCUCCAACACUCCGUUCCCAGGAGGAGGACCCGUUCAUCUGACGAAGUACGUAAUGAACUACAUCGGCGUCAUCCCCAAGUAUCGCCAGACACUCUGCUUGCUGCUCGAGGGCCAACACGAUAGGGAGGAGGAAGAAGACGGAGGCGGCGAGGUGGGCUCCGGCGACACCUCCCCUCUGAGGCGCAGCCUCCUCUCGGUGGCGGCGAUUCUCGAGGAGAACCUCCGCAUCAGGUCUAAGCUGUACGAAGACGCCGCCCUGCAGCAUUUCUUCAUGAUGAACAACAUCCACUAUAUGAUGAAGAAGGUCAGGGAGUGCGAUAUUCACGAGCUAUUUGGGGAUGACUGGAUGCGAGCUCAAUCCGUCCAAGUCCACCAGCACGCUCUGCACUACCAGAGAGAAUCGUGGAGCUCUGUUCUCAACUUCUUCAAAGACGACGGGAUCUACAGCCCCGGCUCCAAUCAACCUUCCACGGCCGUCCUCAAGGAGAGGUUCAAGAGCUUCAACCUCGCGUUUGAAGAAAUCUACAAGACACAGACGGGAUGGCUCAUCCCCGACGACCGGCUGCGGGAUGAUGUGGUCAUCUCCAUUUCCCUGAACAUCCUCCAGGCGUACAGGAACUUCAAAGGGAGGUAUGAGGCCUACCUUACCGGCCAACGCCGUCGCGAGAAGUACAUCAAAUUCACAGUGGACGAUCUGCAGAACUACUUACUCGAUUUCUUCUUGGGAUCGCCGAAGGCUCUCCACCUUCCUCGAAGAGCCUGA